GACGCGAUUCAAACUCAUGUACUGGAAAUGGAGGAGGCUGAAGAGCAGUAUGAAGCAGACAGACAGUUCCCAUACAACCCUCAGGCAGGAUUGUUCUACAGUAUGACCCAUGAAGACAGAAUAGAUGCUGACAAGAGAUCCAUCUAUGUGGGCAACGUGGAUUAUGGUGCAACCGCAGAUGAAUUGGAGAUAUACUUUAAUGUAUGUGGCCAUGUGAACAGAGUAACAAUCCCAUAUAACAGAUUCACAGGCCAUCCGAAAGGUUUUGCUUACAUUGAGUUCUCAGAGAGAGAUUCGGUGCGGACCGCAAUGACUUUAGAUGAAACACUAUUCAGAGGCCGUGUCAUUAAGGUACUGCCAAAAAGAACGAAUAUUCCAGGUUUCAGGACUACAGACCGGUUCUUGCGCGGCUGGCCGAGAGGACGAGGUUUCCGUGCGUCAAGAUUUUACAGCCCAUUCAGAAGCUGCCACUUCAUUAGGGAAAAUGGAAGAGCUCAUCCUUGGAUUGAUUCUUUUUGAUAUUAAAAACACAAUAGUAGUACUUUUUUUAUUUUGUCCAAAGCACUUGUUGGUGCUCAUUUGUUUUGGUUUUUCAGUAGUUGUGUAAAGGGAGCUCGGUCUAAUUCUACAUUUUUUUUAUUUUUUUGAAUAGACCUCCGUGUAUUUGUCCACAUAACUUUUUGAGUAUGACACUACAAAACAGACGAGACUUUAGUGG
Molecule: messenger RNA, 718 nt
Organism: Myxocyprinus asiaticus (Chinese sucker)
Lineage: Eukaryota; Metazoa; Chordata; Actinopteri; Cypriniformes; Catostomidae
Gene: pabpn1l
Product: PABPN1 like, cytoplasmic
Exons: 6
Coding region: 28-519 (163 amino acids)
Molecular function (GO): RNA binding
Source: RefSeq, a predicted model, not a curated record